This is a messenger RNA of Colletotrichum chrysophilum, 1032 nucleotides long. RefSeq lists its product as uncharacterized. Lineage: Eukaryota; Fungi; Ascomycota; Sordariomycetes; Glomerellales; Glomerellaceae. The coding region runs from base 1 to 1032 and encodes 343 amino acids. The transcript has 2 exons. The record is from RefSeq and is a predicted model, not a curated record.
AUGCUGGACAGCCAUGCUCCCCUGUCCAACUUCCUGGCUGGUACGUAUGCGCUCAUGGGCAUCCAGGGGUGGAACAACUAUGUCAACAACCUCAACCUCGCUGUGACAUACACAGCAGCUAUCUUGGGCAUGCGACUUUCCAAGAUGGUUACUGAAUUGUGGCCGAAGCCAAAGGACAACGUCACGGGAUGGAAGAUGGCAAUUGCGUGGAUGAACGGUAUCCUCAACGCUUUCCCUACCACUGCAGUGUUCGGGGCUGUUCAAGGUGGUAUCGCCUCAGCAGUACAGGGAAACAACAUCAUCGUCAGCGGUAUGUUGCUGGCGCCGAGCGCGGAUAAGGAAUUCGUCAGGUGGACUGCCAUUGGGGAUCAGAUGGGCCAGAAGUUGGAUGAAUACAAGAAAGCCAUCGGCCAAUACGCGCAAAACAUCAUCGACGCACCCAUCAACGACACCAAGUGGGGCAUCAACACGGUCCUCCACGGCGGCAACUACCUCGUCCGCAACAAGAACUUCACCCAAGACGACGUCGAAAACUGGAUGUACAAGACCGUCAGCAUCAACGCCAUGGGUCUGAUCCUGCAGGCCCAGAACGUCUUCAUCUUCCGGGUCUACAACAUGACGGAAUGCGAUCCCAACGAUUACUACAAGGACUACAGGAGCGCCUUCUACUGCCAGCAGCAGCCCAACGGCCUGUGGACCAAGUACCGCCUGCAGAAGAUGGGCAGUGACGACUUCGUGCCCGAACAUCGCCUCGCAUCCAAGCUGCAAGACGUGUACGGCCUGACUAAGGAGGACAUCUUCCUUGGGCCCACCACCUGCUUCGACACCCACGACUACGAGCAGCUGACCAACCCCUGGGAGGAGGUGUCACCGAACGGCGUUUUGUUCGACGCAAUGCAGCCGUGCAACUUCAACCUGAAUGUUUGCACAGUGGACAACGCAGAAAAGGACCUUUAUGGGAAGUCUGAGUUUGAUUACUACGAGAACGAGGGCGAUUGGUGGUGCGAAUUGCAGGGUAUUACAUGGGUGUAG